This is a messenger RNA of Ceratitis capitata (Mediterranean fruit fly), 732 nucleotides long. Its product is annotated as probable insulin-like peptide 4. The transcript has 2 exons. Gene Ontology annotation, molecular function: hormone activity. NCBI's taxonomy places the organism in Eukaryota, Metazoa, Arthropoda, Insecta, Diptera, Tephritidae. The record is from RefSeq and is a predicted model, not a curated record. Gene Ontology annotation, cellular component: extracellular region. Bases 109 to 606 code for a protein of 165 amino acids.
UUGGCCCUUUGCCUUCUUUGGUCAGUCGAAAUUGAACGGUGACACUGUUAAGUUCGUUGUUGUUCAGUCAGCCUCUGACGAAAUGUGAAAAAAUCAUAAAGAGCUGUCAUGGCACCAGCUUACUCCAGAUUGAGGAAACCCUUGAGUCAAUUCCAUUUGCCACUUCUCUUAUUAGUAUCGGUGAUGUUGGUGGGACAAGUUUGUCAUGCAAAGCGUCCGGAUGUACGGUGCGGCAAAGCCAUUGACGAUAUGCUGGCACUUGUUUGUAGGAACGGCUUUAAUAAGAUGGAUUUGGAAGGCUCACUAAGGCGUUUACGCAGUCGCCGAAAUACCGAAAUAUUCCUCUCACCACAGCAAUUUAUUGAACAAAUCGAAAAGGAGCAUGCGAAAAUCAUAGCAAAGCGAGGCAACCGAAAGCCCAGUUUGAAGAAAAUGCUGAAAAUGGAAGCAAGUUGGCGACGAAAACAUCAAACAAAGGGUAAACUUGGACGUGUACGACGAGAUGACGUCCGUAGCGAGGGCGUGGCAGAUGAAUGCUGUAGCUAUGGUUGUGCCUUCUCCGAUAUGGCUACAUAUUGUAGACGUUUAAUCGAAAGUCUUAGUUAAGUGACAAAAUCCAUUUGUGACAAAGUGGUAAAUAUUGAAUUUGACAUGAAAAAUUUUGUAAUAUACAAUAGAAUUAUACUUAUUUAAAUAUAAUUUUAUUAUGGAAACUUAAGCGUGAUAAACACU